AUGGCGAAUGCAAAAGGAGAUGGCGCCGCAGACGGCGUGGCGUCGCCGAGCCGAGACCAGCCGCAGAAGCAGCAGCAAAAGAAGGCAGUUGAUCGCAGGGCAUCCGCAGCGGGCCAAGGGCGUGAGUUGGCCGACAUUUCUGCCCCUUACCUCCCUAGAGCCCUGUCCAUGAUGGGGAUAUCGGUUCUGCCUAUAGCCUACUGCCUCUUAUCUAUGCUGUUCGCCGAGAUCGUGAAGCCGCAGCAGCAAACCUGCAACUCGGAAGUGUGUCAGGCCACUGCUGAGUACAUCAAGCGCAGCAUCGACGAGCAUGUCAGGCCAUGCUCCGACUUUUACGAGUUCGUCUGCCGCGGUUGGGAACACUCAUACACAACGGAUGCCUCCUCCACCGUGACGUUAGUCAACCGUUCGGCGUACAUGCCAAGUGGAACAAACCACCCGCCCAACAUCAUCAAGGCCAUCUCGUUCCACCAGUCUUGCGAGGCUUCCUUCGUGGGCCCCGUGGACUCCAGCAUCGAUGACAUCAAGAACUUUCUGGUCAACGACCUGCGUUUCAACUGGCCGACAGUGCUGCCGAGCAUGACCACGCGGGAGUUUUACAGGAUUCUCGUGGAGGUUCAGCUGUCCUACCUCAUACACCCAUUCAUCGUCCUGAACUUCGACAGUGGCAUGACCACUAUGAGGCUGGCGAUUGAGGACCGCUACCACCCGUGGUACUUGCGCUACACGGUCACCUCGAAGGUGAAUUUCCGCUGGCACUUUGUCAACGAAGUUCUCAGCGCCGUAUUUCAGCAGACGCUGCCCUCAAGCACAGUCACGGACAUAACAGACGUAGAAGACAAGCUGAACGCUGUAAAGCUGGGGGACGAUGAGCUUUUGGUUGUUAGGAUGAGGGUGCUGUCACAGAAUUCCUUCAAAAAAGGCUGGGAGCUCAUGCACGCGCUCGGGAACUUUUUCGAUCGCGCGCAGAAGCGGCUGCUCAGCAACAAGGUGGUCAUUCGCAUCUCCGAUAUCGCCGGUCUGCACAAGACGCUAACCUUGAUGAAUGAUGCCAGCACCUUGCCAGCCAUGACCAGUUAUAUGGUCUGGGUGAUCAUAGAGACUCUCGGUCGACGGACGAGCCCGGCACUUCGCAAGGUCAUGACGGAAACUGCUAGAAGUAUCCAGCACAUCAACGUGACAGACCACAUUUUUCGCAAGGAUGUGUGCCACCACGAGACCUAUCGCCUCUUCGCCUUGGUGCUCGACCGCUACAUGUACCAAACGCUGGACAAGACGAUCAUUUCCAACUUAGAAGAUAUCGUCGAGAAUGCCAAGCGCUACAUGAGGGCUCAACUCGAGGAUCUGUACUGGAUGGACGCCAAUACCUUGCGCAAGAUGCAAACACGCAUUCAUAAACUCGUCACUGAGGUGGGCAUCCUGUCGCGAUUCAGGUACGCGGAUGUCGAGGAACCCUACACCCGGCUGCCAGAUAUCGACAGCACCAUUUCCUUUACGACCUUGUACGUGAAUGUGCUGGACGCCUUGAGCCAGUCUCUACGAGCGAAGGCCUACCGGUACAUCUACCCGCCCAACAUGUGGUCGAUCGUACCGACCGUUCGCCACGUAUAUUCCCACAACGUGCUAUUCAUACCUCUGUCCGUCUUUAUGACCCCUCUCUUCGGUACUGGAAACUUUCCUACGGCGUUGAUCUACGGUCAUCUCGUGUCGCAGAUAACGUACGCAAUCUACUACGAAGGCUAUUACAGCAACAAGUACCGAGCUACAGAGACGUGGAACCUGCCGACCGAACGCAAGUUCCGCAUGUACAUGAACUGCUACAACGACGCGUACAGCAACGUCACCUAUCAACUGAAGGACCCUGCGGAAAGCUUUUUCCGUUCCGGAGCUUUGGUCAGGGCCUACCAGAUGUUCAGGGCCGACCAAGAAGGCGCCAGUAACUAUGUGCUGCCCGCAGUCGAGCUCACGCCUGUUCAGCUUUUCUUCGUGAGUAGCUGCCUAGACAUGUGCGUGAGAAACGACGAGAAAAGGGUCAUGCACAAGGCACUCUGCAAUUGGCCUAUGCGACGCACCAAGAUUUUCCAACAGGCCUUCAAAUGCUACCACACCGAGGCGCUAACCCAACUCCGGGUCAACUGUUCCGGGCUCGUCACAGCCAUCAGCUCCCGCUAUAGCAACGUGUCCAUUGAGACAAGCUUUCGGUGCUCGGACGUAUAG
Molecule: messenger RNA, 2217 nt
Organism: Dermacentor silvarum
Lineage: Eukaryota; Metazoa; Arthropoda; Arachnida; Ixodida; Ixodidae
Product: EEF1AKMT4-ECE2 readthrough transcript protein
Exons: 1
Coding region: 1-2217 (738 amino acids)
Biological process (GO): protein processing
Cellular component (GO): plasma membrane
Molecular function (GO): metalloendopeptidase activity
Source: RefSeq, a predicted model, not a curated record